Molecule: messenger RNA, 1535 nt
Organism: Leptinotarsa decemlineata (Colorado potato beetle)
Lineage: Eukaryota; Metazoa; Arthropoda; Insecta; Coleoptera; Chrysomelidae
Product: lipase 3
Biological process (GO): lipid metabolic process
Molecular function (GO): hydrolase activity, acting on ester bonds
Source: RefSeq, a predicted model, not a curated record
CGCAAGUGAUUUGAAAUCAGUAUCGCUAUGACAUUCAGAGCAAUGAAGAGAAAAAAUAUUAUUUGGUUUGUAAUUUGUGUGGAUAUAUUUUAUUUCUGGAGUUCAACACAAGCAACGCUGAUAAAUCUAGAGGAUUCUAUGAAUGAAGAAACAGAGUUGCCAGGAUCAAGAGCAAACCUGAUAGAUGCGUCUAAGUUUGACAUUGAAAAAUUCGUGAAUGGCCUUGGGUAUCACUUCGAAAAACAUACAAUAACCACAGAGGAUGGAUACAACCUAGAAAUGCAUCGUAUUCCUCGUGGAAAAAAUGUUUCGAGUUCAGCACCAGCAAAUUCACCCCCCGUUCUAAUGAUGCAUGGCAUUUUGGGUACUUCUGCGGACUUCUUGAUAUCUGGUCCUGAAAAUUCCUUAGCUUUGCAACUGGCUGACCAGGGGUAUGAUGUAUGGCUGGGCAAUAACAGAGGAAAUACCUAUUCAAGAAGCCAUUAUACAAUGAGUCCCUCCAACAAAUCAUUCUGGAAUUUCAGUUUUCACGAACUUGGUGUUUAUGACGACACCGCAAUGAUCGACUACAUUUACAACAUUUCACAGAAAACUAAUAUAUCCUGCCUUGGAUAUUCUCAAGGAGCAACUCAAUUUUUUGCUAUGCUUUCUGAAAAACCGGAAUAUAAUAAGAAAUUAACUGUCUUAUUCACAAUGGCACCUUUGGUGUUCAUGAAAAAUUCGGAUAAUAACAUUUUCAGAUUGAUGGCUGACCAUUAUGAUACUGUUGAAAAAAUUGAAAAAAAAUUGGAUAUCAGUGAAUUUCUCUCGCAUGAUCCAAUAUUUACGUCAGCCGGAGAUUUAUUCUGCAAAAAAAGUUCGGAUUAUCGAAGAGUUUGUGCAGCUAUUACAUCUAACCUUUUAGGAUUCCAGAAGAAACACGUUAGCGGAUCAAUGUUGGAAAACUUAUGGAAGGUUUUCCCAGGAGGAUCGUCUUUCAAGGAAUUCAAGCAUUAUGCUCAAUUGAUUUCAUCAGGUAAAUUCAGAAAAUACGAUUAUGGAAGUGAUAACACUAAUAUAUACCACAAUGAAACGCCUCCAGAAUAUGAUCUCCAACAAAUAGAGACUCCGGUUGGUGUCUACUGGGCUGAGAAUGAUGGGAUCUUGAAUGUCAUAGAUAAGAAACGUUUCCUACUACAUAUCUACAAAGUGGUCGUUGAUCGCGGUGUUCAUUCAGAAAUAUUCAACCAUGGAGACUUUGUCUUCAAUGGACAGGCUGCCUCUCUUUUGAACUAUUGGGUUAUCAAUGAUUUGAAUGAACAUAACAACAAAAUAGACAUAACAACUACAAGAGAACCAACAAGUAGUAGUUCUAGUAUUUCCAGUACUACAGCCGAGUCAACCACCCACCAUGGUUCCUCUUCACGUUCCUUGUCUCCAUCAUUAUUUAUUUUAGUGAUUACUAUACUUUUCACAAGUACACGUGUUCUCAUGACAAGUUGAUAUUGAAACAAAUCAAUGUUAUGAUAUUAUAAUGAAUAAAAUUAUAAAUUGUU